AUGCGUGACAUGAAGGGGUGCUCGUGGUUUGUGCAUGUGCGAGUAUUGGAUGCUAAUGGGUUUUUCUACGUUCGAAAAUGGGAUAGUGAGCACAGUUGCGAUGUCGCUGUUUGCAUCGUGAAGAACAGCUGCCUCAGGUCAGAUAUUGUAUCCGACAUUUUCUCACAAUGUAUAUGCGACAAGCCUCUCACAAGGCCGAUUGAUGUUGCAUUUGAUCUGAAAAAGAAUUACAGGCUUGAGAUAAGUUCCCACGUCGCUUGGCUAGGUGUCGAAAAAGCUAGGGGUGAGUUAUUUGGUGCCCAUUCCGUAUCUUUUGACCAACUAUGUUGGUACAGCGAGGCCGUUAUGGAACACAACCUGAGCACUUACAUCAACAUUGAAUGUGAUGUACAUGACAACUGGUUCAAACGGUACUUCAUAUCGUUCAAGGCAUGCAUUGAUGGAUUCAAACAUUGCCGCCCAUUACUUUGCCUAGAUAGCACUUUCUUAAAGGGAAAGUUCAAAGAAAAUUUACUUGUUGCCACUACAAAGGACGGAAACCGAGGUCUGUUUCCAGUAGCGUUUGCGAUCGUUGGAGUGGAGAACACAACAAACUGGUCAUGGUUUUUGCAGAACCUCCGGAAUGCGUUCGGUGAUGACAGGACCUUCACGAUUGGGUUGAUCGCCAAGUUCAACAACUGUGCGUAUGCUCUAACAGUUUCUGUAUUUGAGGAUAUGGUUGGAAAGUUCACCAGAUCCGGUAAGGCAAUUGCGACUGCUUUCCUCUGA
Molecule: messenger RNA, 768 nt
Organism: Camellia sinensis
Lineage: Eukaryota; Viridiplantae; Streptophyta; Magnoliopsida; Ericales; Theaceae
Source: RefSeq, a predicted model, not a curated record